UCAGCUCUAAUGACGAAUGGGGGGGCAGAGAUGGCCCCGUCCUUUCAGAAACAACCUUUGUGCCCACCACCAAGCCCCAGUCAAGCAUAAACCUUCUCCCCUUCAAAUGUAAAAGACAAGCCACCAGCACCAUCAGCCGCUAGCAGAGCUCUGUAGCCAGUCUGGCUGAGCUUGACAGGCGAGGGAGCAAAAGGAGAUGGUCCUGAGAUGAGAGACUAGCAGAGGUGAGGAAGAUUUAGGGCAGGUGCUGUCAAGCAAAGCUGACGCGUGUCCCCGACAGUGCAGGGACAGGUCUGCGCCUCCCUGUCACCCUUCCCCACCUCCCUUGGUGGAGGUGUCUGUGGCUCACAUCAGGACAAGGACUACACUCUGGCUCUGCUGGGACUAAUCAUAUCAGGUCUUGGCUCAGACCUUUGCCAUCUCCUUAGUGAUGUAAAUGCUGAAAAUUGCAUCUCCUGGGUAGGCUGGUCCCCGCUGCACCGUGAAGCCACCCCCGGCCACCAGCCCCACCUCGACCUGCUGCUUGACUCUCCAUUCCUGUUCAUGGCAAUGCCCCAGAAUUCGACUGGAGAAAAUGGCUUUUGUUUCGCUCAGACCCUUGACUUCUCCCGCCCAUCUCCUCCUCCCGGUGAGCCCGUCCUGAGUGGGCAGGAGGCCUGUGGCACCCCACUGAGCAAUGGUACGGUGUCAUCUGGUGUGCCCAGCCCCUCCGACUCGUGCGCUGAGCCCCUCUGCUCCAACACCCCGGGAGAGGAGGAGACCCAGUUCAGCAAAGGGAUUAAAUACGUGUCCGCUGAAGGGGAGGACCUGGCCUGUGGCUGGGGGGGGUUCACCCCGGGGUGCUUACAGCCCUUUAACACGUCCAAGGGUGUCUUGUUCUUCCUCUGUGUUGCCUCCUUCCUGCAAGGCAUGACAGUGAAUGGCUUCAUCAACACGGUCAUCACCUCCAUCGAGCGACGCUUUGACCUCCGCAGCUACCAGAGCGGGCUGAUCGCCAGCUCCUACGACAUCGCGGCGUGCAUCUGCUUGACGGCCGUCAGCUAUUUUGGGGGGAACGGCCACAAACCGCGAUGGCUGGGUUGGGGCGUGCUGGUCAUGGGCUUGGGCUCCCUGCUCUUUGCCUUGCCCCACUUCACCACGGGACGGUACGAGGCGCGUUCAGCAGCAGAGGUGGGUGUCUGCGGAGGGAACCAGAGCCUGCCCUGCACCCAGGCUGCCUCCAGCCUCUCCGGCUACAGAUUCAUCUUCAUGCUGGGGCAGUUCCUGCACGGGAUGGGAGCCACGCCGCUCUACACGCUCGGUGUUACCUACUUAGAUGAAAACGUCAAGACUAACUACUCUCCCGUGUACAUCGCUGUUUUCUACACUGCUGCAAUCCUUGGGCCUGCAGCGGGUUAUCUGGUAGGAGGAAUGUUUCUAAAUAUUUAUACUGAAAUUGGCAGAGAGGUUGACAUCACCCCGGAGAACACGCUGUGGGUGGGGGCGUGGUGGAUCGGCUUCCUCGGGGCCGGAGCAGCCUCCCUCCUCAUCUCCAUCCCCAUCCUGGGGUACCCCCAGCGCCUCCCAGGAUCCCAGCGAUAUAUCGUUAUGAGGGUGUCAGAGGCUCAUCAGCUAAAGGAUGGGAGCCACAAAAAAGCAUCAGAUCCGGACUUUGGGAAAACAGUUAAAGAUCUGCCUCGAUCAGUACUGCUGCUUCUGAAGAACCCCACCUUCAUCUUCCUCUGCUUAGCAGGAGCAACCGAAGCCACCCUCAUUGCUGGGAUGUCCACGUUUGGACCCAAGUUCUUGGAGUCUCAGUUUAGUUUAAGUGCCUCUGAAGCUGCUACCUUUUUUGGUUAUCUGGUUGUGCCAGCUGGAGGGGGAGGCACAUUCCUGGGAGGAUUCCUUGUGAAUAAAUUCAAACUCCGCUGUUCAGGAAUCAUCAAAUUGUGUUUACUUUGCACAGUGUCAAGUCUGCUGUCUAUAUUUAUUUUUUUUAUUCACUGCCCUAACAUGCCGAUGGCAGGAGUAACCCAGAUGUAUGAGGGAAGUGCUUUGCCUGGUGGCCACCUAAACCUGACAGCAGCCUGCAACGCUGAGUGUGGCUGUCUACAGGAGACCUACAGCCCUGUCUGUGGGAGCGAUGAUGUUAUGUAUUACUCUCCCUGCCAUGCUGGGUGCAAAAAAGUGUCCGAAAACCUCAGGAAUGGCAAGAAGGUCUAUCACGAGUGUAGCUGCAUUGAGAAAACUCUCCUGCCUGGCGCCGGUGAUGCAGAGGCAGGGAAAUGCACUUCCUCUUGUGACAAAAGGCCCUUGCUCCUGUUCUUCAUGUUUGUGGUGAUCCUCUUCACCUUCCUGAGCAGUAUUCCUGCCCUGACUGCCACUCUGCGGUGCGUCUCCGACAGACAAAGGUCAUUCGCGCUCGGGAUCCAGUGGAUUGUUGUACGAACACUAGGAGGCAUCCCUGGCCCCAUCGCCUUUGGGUCCAUGAUUGAUAAAUCCUGCCUGCUCUGGCAGGACCAGUGUGGCGAGCAGGGUUCUUGCUACGUAUACCAGAACUUAGCCAUGAGCCGAUACACCCUCAUCGCUGGACUGGUCUACAAGGUGCUCGGGACAACCUUCUUUAUAGUUGCCUGUUUACUCUACAAACCCCCGUCACCAGAGUCAGCUCCGGGCAGCUCAGAUACGUCUGAAAAUGGCAACUGUGACCUCCAGGAACACAAACCUUCACUGCCAGCUGAAGAGGAUAUAUAGUGUUGUAAACAUGCGAGUGACUUUCUCAGUCUCAAAAAUACGAUGAGAAGACGUUAGGCAGUCUCUAGGGUUUGGUUUUUUUUAUUAAUAGUAAUAUUAUCACUUUUUUUAGUCCAAGGUAAAUAAUUUAAUUAACCACUGGUGUGCUUGCUAUUUUCUUAACAGCGCACAUUUAAAAUUGUGCGCUGAUGCCAUAUGUAGUUACUUAAUUCUAUUUAAAGAAAGGGCUACCAUAGCUUUAUUCUAUGUCUGUGACAAGCAAGGACCACAUUCUCCACUUGUGGAAAUAAGCACUGGUAACUCCAAUGGAGCAUGUGGGGUUUAAACCACCAGAGGAUCUGGGCCCUAGUAUCUCAGUUGUAAAGCCAACUGUAGAAAAACUUCUGCUGAGACUUCCUAAGGCUGAAAAGAGCCCUGCUGUCCUGCGGUCUGCACUGCAGAGGGGACAACUGGCCCUUAAACUACUGUAUGCCAAGCAGACGGCCCCGACAGCGUCCUCCUCCCUCCUGUGACGCGCAGCAUCGCUCCUUUUGUUCAGGAGCGGGUUAUCUAAUUAUGCAAAUUUGUAUUACUGUGCAAUGGGAGAUAGGUCUGAGAGGAGAUUUGUCUAACAAAGUCAUCAGUACACUACAGGCAGCCGUCCCUGAGAGCUGCCGAGCGCUCUGUGUUCGCUGCCUCAUUUCGUUGCAGGGCUGACACCGUGGUGGACGCUUCAUUAUUUUUCUUGCAUUGUUUAAAGGUGAUGCCUUUUGUAAUGUACUGCACAAAACUUGAACUUACUUCUUGCUGUUUGUUGGGGGCGGGAAGACAUGAGAUAACAGAUCUAUGCAAUGCUUCUCUUUGGUUGCUCUGUAGACAUAGAUAAGUCAGAAUUAAUUUAAUUUGUCUCUAGACCGCUAGUUCAAGGGAGAGCUUGCCCUACGGACAGACUGCCUUGUGGAAAGAGGGUGCUGACUAGUAACUGGGUGCUUGCAAGUAGAGAGGGCAGCAUUCCCAAUAUGACGUUUGAAUGUGCACUUGCAAUAUUGUCCAACACCUUCCUGAGGGGGAAAAGUGGUAUUUAGGCAGGCGUAUGUCUGGCUUCCCUCUCAACCCGGAUCAGGCGAGGUUAGUGCUUAGUCUGCCUGUAUUUGCACAGCCACACAAUCCAGGUACAGCUCCGGGGGAGGGCUGUGGCCAACCCCUGGAGUCCUACACUGUAUAAACCACGUUCACGGGGACAGGACCCACAUUACUGAGCUGCAAAACUGGUGCUUCCUUUGUGCCAGCUGCUACUUAGAAUUACUUUGUAGAUGUUUUUGUAUAUUUUGUGUAUUUAUGCUUUUGUGAAUCCACACGGGAUGGGCUUUUGUUUCCUUUUGUUUCCACGUUAGCAAAGGGCUGACUCUCAGAGCAGAGGCAAAGCCGUUCCCGUUGCAGACAGGGAUGGUGGUGCUGGGAGCGUGGUCAAUCUUCAGGUCAAGGGCAGUCAAGAAAGCAGCUUCUUCCCUUCACAGAUCCCCUUCCACCAAAGCCAGGCAGUGACCUACCUGCUUCCAAAGCCCUUGUUUCCCAGCCUCUGUCAAGCGCUAGGAGAGACUUGAGCAUCUCCAGUAACUGCUGGGAAAGCCAGAAGUGCUAAGGGUGAGACGGAGGGUGCCCUUUGGCUGCUUGAACAUGGGCAGCUGGUGCAGCUCUGCUGGAGCACAGUGUGCAGGAGAGCCCUGUUUUUCCAGGGAGGCAGGAUUAGACUCACUGAUGCAGGAGUUAACCCCAGUACCACCCAAACACCAAAGGCUUCUUCACAACCUUCACCUGAGUUUGGAGCCGCCUGCAAACACGAGCCUGGCUCCAGGCCUUGCCCAGCAAUUGCCCUUCCCAGCUUACAGACACUUUUUGGGUACGAGCAGGGAUCUUAAAUGGGGAAAAUGCAUGAAUGUAUUUUGGGAACAUUUUAUGUAUGAUGUAUUUAUGAAAGGUAGAAGUUUUUCUUAAUAUAUAUAUGUGUAUAUAUUGCAAUGCAAUUCUAGUGUUUAUAAAAUGAGCUUUAUCUGAGUGUGGCGUUUCCAGAGCAAAAGAAAAGCUCGUGGGAUUCUGGGCAUUUUAUUAUGUUGCUGUGGGGCUGGUAAGUCAUGGAUUUAAGUAAGCAGCAACAAGGCGUUCCUGUUCCAUAAACAGGUUAUGUAGGUAUACAGGUAACUUAAAAUAUUUUAAAAUAUAUGUUUCUCAGUCUCCUAUGAAGUAUUAUAUUGCUAUAAAAGCAUAGAAA
This is a messenger RNA of Athene cunicularia (burrowing owl), 4981 nucleotides long. It is a transcript of the gene SLCO4A1, whose product is annotated as solute carrier organic anion transporter family member 4A1. Gene Ontology annotation, biological process: sodium-independent organic anion transport; transmembrane transport. Gene Ontology annotation, cellular component: membrane. The transcript is spliced from 13 exons. Bases 544 to 2733 code for a protein of 729 amino acids. Gene Ontology annotation, molecular function: protein binding. NCBI's taxonomy places the organism in Eukaryota, Metazoa, Chordata, Aves, Strigiformes, Strigidae. The record is from RefSeq and is a predicted model, not a curated record.